AUGCGAUUUGGAUACGGUCUCUGUCUCCGCAUAGCUUCGAGCAGCCUUCCACGCAGUUCAACUCACCAAUUUCGCGCAAUCAAUACAUAUCUUCAGUCCCCAUCUUCAAAGCAGCCUUAUUCCUCCUCGAAGACUCCAAGUGACAAGCAGUCCAUACACACGAUGACUUUAGCAGCUAAUGACGCUCUGCCCGCCACCCUUAAGUCGAUUACCGACACGAAGCUCAAGGAGCUUUCUAAAAAGCAGACACUCUUUGAAUCUCGCAAGAAAGCAAUAUACGAUGAAGCCGCAAAUCAGCAAACUCUCGAAGAUAAAGUCAGAAUUCUCCUAGAGGGCGUGGCUCGUGUCAAAGGGUUUCCAGACGAUGGUCUAGACACAACCGACGCAGAUGACGCCGUCAUUAGAUCUGAUGGGCAACGGGUCUCGGCUCGACAUGUAUACUAUAAUAUUCGUCGAGAGCUCGUUCAACGUAAAUACGACUCUUCAAUAUCUGAUGCCAGACUAAGGCAGUCCGAGGAAGAGCUCCGCAAGCAGCUCGAGUUCAUCAGCGCUAAACAUGAACAUGCCCUGUUCUUCAAUCGGCUGGUGACGGAGUGGCUAAACAACCCUCGUAACCCUGUACCCGAAGUCCCUGAUGGUAAAGAUCUAGGUGCAUCCUACAAACAACUUGAACGCAAGGAGGUGCAGGAACAGCGUACACAGUGGGAAAAGUUGGUGUUUGAGCGCCGGCAGGUGGAUAGUGAAAAAAUCAAGAGCUAUCUUACGAACCUAUUCCACCAAUCCAGCUUAUCUGAGCAAGCACUCAAAGAUUUCCGUAAAAGGAUCCAGCUAUCUAGCAAACAGUUUCUAACAAAAGAUGAUCACUUUACUCUCAGCUCUUUAAAGUGGAUCAUCGGCGGGGUGAUCAGUAAAGACAUUUUGUCUACUGACAAGGUGGCUAUCCUUAGAGAGUUCCUCGUCAAUGACGCCGUUGCGCAAGAAGUUGCGGAUGUGCUGAAUGUUCGGAUGGCACAGCUGGAUAACUGGUCGUGGAGCUCCAGUCCAAUUCCUGUGGAGAUGAGGCGGCACCUAAAUGGCAAAUACCGAGCUUACAUGGAUGAGGAUAUCUUGGAUGCCAUGUUCUUACACUACAUUGGUGUCAAAUGGAGCAUUCAAUUCAAAGAACUUUUCAUGUCGCUUUUCAAUUCGCAUGCCUGGAAAGCACAAUCCGCAAGAAUCCCAAAGCAGGAUAUUGAGAGGCGAAAAUAUUUCUUGUACGAAAAUGGUAGAGAAGGUCGAGACGAGUACAAUAUUGUUGGGGCUAGAAAGAGCGAUUUUCUGGAGAAGUACUUCAUGUGUCAACUCCCUACAGAUACUGACUCGAUGGUGGUAUACAACACCGAUGCAGAUCCGGAGGAAGAAAAGAAGAAAACCUUUGCUGAUCUCAAACACUCGCUCCUCCAUCUCGUCAUGGCGGAAAUCUGGCUUCACAAAGCACUACAUGGAGAAAUUACUAUUGUCCAAUCGGACUUUCGGUGGUUUGGGCCAUCCCUACCCCACACAACUCUCUUGUCUAUCCUCGAGUUCUUCCAUGUUCCUCAAAUAUGGAUAGAUUUUUUCAGGCGUUUCCUCGAGGCCCCCUUGAGGUUUGUGCAAGAUGGCGACGAUGCGCCCAUACGGGUGCGGCAAAAUGGAGUUUCACUCAGCCACUCUAUAAGUGACUGCCUCGGAGAGGUUUUGCUUUUCUGCCUCGACUUCUCUGUCAACCAGAACGCCGAUGGAUUGCUUCUCUAUCGUCUACACGACGACUUUUGGUUUUGGGGACAAGAAUCAACUUGCAUCAAAGCAUGGAAGGCUGUUACCGAGUUCUGCAGUGUGAUGGGUUUGAAUAUUAAUGAAGAAAAAAGUGGGAUGGCGCGAUUGUUUGGUAAAAAGCUGAUGUCUCCAACAAACGAUGACGGCGAUUCUAAGUCGAGCGGCAUUGGAGGUGAUAAUUCGUCUGUCUCCUCCAAAUCCGAACCAAUUAUUUUGCCAAACGGAUCAAUAAAGUGGGGGUUUCUCAAGCUUAAUGAGACCACGGGAAGAUUUGAGGUCGACCAGAGCCAGAUCGACGAACAUAUUCAGGAGUUAAGGCGACAACUUUCAGCGUGUAAAAGUGUUUUCAGCUGGGUUCAAGCAUGGAACACAUAUAUGGCACGGUUUAUGAGCAACAACUUCGGAAAACCGGCACUCUGUCUUGGUCGUCCGCAUCUCGAAAUGGUCUUGUCAACUUUGAGACGCAUCGAAAAGGAAUUAUUUGCCGAGAAUACCGCAACAGGCGGCGUCUCAAAUCAUCUUCGCCAGGAAAUUGAGAAGAAGUUUGGAAUAACAGGCCUCCCAGAUGGCUUCUUCUACCUUCCUGAGGAAUACGGUGGUUUGUCAUUGACCAACCCGUUUGUUUCCCUCAUAGCGAUGCGAGAAGGGAUUAAGACCACGCCUGAGAGAAUAUUACGCUCCGCAUUUAUUGCGGAACAAAAAGAAUAUGCGACGGCGAAGGAAAAAUAUGAGAAACAGGGCCCUAAUCAAACCUCUGUAGUAUUAGCGGGCUCCAGCUCAUCAGCCAGUUCGCCGUCCUCCACCACAGAGUUCAUGCCAUUGGAAGAAUUUUUCCGAUACAGUGAAACCACAAGCUAUCUGAUGAAGAAGGCGUACGAGGUGCUCCUGGAGCAGCCAAGCGAGGUUCCUGCUGCCUUUACUCCGGAGCUACAGAAUGUGAUCUCAACAAACGAAUCGAAUAAAAGCCUGUCCAGUGAUUGGUAUAGGUUGUCGUCAUAUUCUAAAGGUAUUGUGGAGCUGUAUCAUCCUGGAAUGCUGGAAAAAUACGGUGGCCUCGCGGGAGUAGAAGAUAAGACUCUGCCCCUGGGCGUGGUGAAGAUCCUCAAAAGGGAGAGAAUUAGAUGGCACAGUUCGUUGUAA
Ophidiomyces ophidiicola is the source of this 2934-nucleotide messenger RNA. RefSeq lists its product as uncharacterized. The record is from RefSeq and is a predicted model, not a curated record. NCBI's taxonomy places the organism in Eukaryota, Fungi, Ascomycota, Eurotiomycetes, Onygenales, Onygenaceae. Bases 1 to 2934 code for a protein of 977 amino acids. The transcript has a single exon.